Molecule: messenger RNA, 3649 nt
Organism: Candoia aspera
Lineage: Eukaryota; Metazoa; Chordata; Lepidosauria; Squamata; Candoiidae
Gene: ACAD10
Product: acyl-CoA dehydrogenase family member 10
Exons: 20
Coding region: 10-3159 (1049 amino acids)
Molecular function (GO): flavin adenine dinucleotide binding; oxidoreductase activity, acting on the CH-CH group of donors
Source: RefSeq, a predicted model, not a curated record
UUCAAGAAUAUGGGCGUAGGCCGAAUGUUCCCAGCCUUUUGUUGCUACCCUGCAAGGAGGUUACGGAUCCUUCAGGCUUGCUGGCACAAACCUCCAGACUUGGCCCAGUGGAGGAAUUAUGCAUCCUGUCCCUACAAAGCUGUGAUCUUUGAUAUGGGCGGAGUUCUCCUUCCUUCGCCAUACAAACUGGCUGUGGAUUGGGAGAUUCGGAAUCGUGUCCCCCCCGGCACCAUCAAAGAGGCCUUAAGAUCGGGGGGCGAGGACAGGCCCUGGAUGAGAUACAUGAGAGGGGAGCUGAAGGAGGCAGGAUUUCUGCAUGAGUUCAGACAACAGUGCUCCAAAAUUGCAAAUUCUUCCGUUCCAGCGGAUUCUUUCUUUUUGGAAUUGACCAGCGUUCAAAUGUCAGAACAGCUCCCGGCCAUGACCGAGGCUGUAAAGUGCAUUCGAGCCAAAGGUCUCAAGACUGCCGUUCUGACUAACAACUUUUAUUUGGACAGUGGAGAGAGUUUUCUGCCCAUAGACAGAAAGCAAUUUGAUGUGAUUGUUGAGUCCUGUCGGGAAGGAGUGUGUAAACCCAACCCUCGGAUCUACCAGCUUUGCUUGGAGCGCCUGGGUGUCCAGGCCAAGGAAUCCAUCUUUUUGGAUGACAUUGGACAGAACCUGAAAGCUGCUAGCCAGCUUGGCAUUAAGACCCUGAAGGUCGAUGAUGUGGACUCUGCAGUUCAAGAAUUAGAGACCCACCUGACUUUUCCCUUGCGCUGUUCUGUUCCUUACACGUCUUCUGUGAGGCCAGCGAUGGAAAUCCCCACAGAACCUCUGCAAAAGUAUCUGGAAAGCAUCUUGGGGGCCCGAGCAAAAGGUCCUUGGGCGCUGCGCCAGUUCAGUCACGGGCAGUCCAACCCGACGUACUACAUCAGACUUGGGGAUCGCCAGUUGGUUCUGAGGAAGAAGCCUGCGGGGAAGCUGUUGCCCGCCGCUCAUGCAGUAGAGAGAGAACACAGGAUUUUGAAGGCCCUUGGGGACACUGGUGUCCCUGUUCCAGGAGUCCUGUCCUUAUGCGAAGAUUCAAGUGUCAUUGGCACCCCAUUCUACCUGAUGGAAUACUGCGUUGGCCGGAUCUUCAAGGACCCUGCUCUUCCAGAACUUGAGCCCCACCAGCGGAGGGAGGUUUACACUGCCAUGAAUAGCGUCCUCUGUAAAAUCCAUAGCAUAGACGUCAAGGCUGUUGGCCUGGAGGAUUAUGGAAAACGUGGAAAUUACGUCCAGCGGCAAAUCCAGACGUGGAGCAAGCAGUAUCGGGCCGCAGAGACCCACACGAUCCCAGCCAUGGAGCGGCUCCUCCUAUGGUUCCCGUCCCACCUCCCAGCCAGCGAGCAGCUCUCGAUCGUUCAUGGAGAUUUCAGGCUGGACAAUCUUAUCUUCCACCCCGAGAAGAUUGAAGUUGUUGCUGUCCUCGACUGGGAGCUUUCCACCUUGGGGAACCCUCUCUGUGAUGUGGCGUACAACUGUCUGGUGUAUUACUUGCCUUCUGAUAAUGACAUCUUAAAAGGUUUGAGCAACCGUGAUCUCAACCAGCUGGCCGUUCCCACACCAGAGGCCUACUUCCAGAUGUACUGCCGUCACCGGGGCAUCCCUCCCAUCGAGAACUGGAACUUCUAUAUGGCCUUUUCCUUUUUUAGAGUGGCUGCCAUCCUGCAGGGCAUCUACAAACGCUUCCUCACAGGCCAGGCCAGUUCAGCAACAGCCGAAAGCACUGGGAAGCUAGCGGAGUUCAUGGCGGACCUUGCCUGGGAUUUUGCCACGAAGGAAGGCUUCCGAAUCUUCAGGGAGCUUCCAAGUUCUAGACCACCCAUCAGGACAUUCAGUAUUUGGGCUGGCCCAAGAUUAUUCCCAAGGAGGAGGAGCUACUCCACGCUGAGUCCUGCAUGCAAGUCCCACCUGAUCAUCUCUCCCGAGGGCCUGCCAAGCCACGUCCAGGAGCUGUACCACAAGCUGAGGAGAUUUAUGGAUUCCCACAUUUACCCAUCUGAGCAGCUCCUGCGAGACCACCAGUCUUCCCCGAGUAGGUGGACUCCCCAUUCUCUCAUAGAAGAGCUCAAGGACAAGGCAAAAUCCGAGGGCCUCUGGAACCUUUUCCUGCCCUUGGAGAGUGAUCCAGAGGUGAAAUACGGAGCAGGCUUGACCAACUUGGAAUUUGCCCACUUAUGUGAGCUGAUGGGGACUUCAGUCUAUGCCUCUGAGGUGUUCAACUGCUCUGCCCCAGACACCGGCAACAUGGAAGUGUUGGUACGCUACGGCACAGACGCGCAGAAGGAACACUGGCUGACGCCUUUGCUGGACGGCAAGAUCCGCUCCUGCUUUGCCAUGACAGAACCCCAGGUUGCUUCCUCCGAUGCCACCAACAUUGAGGCUUCGAUCACCAAAGAAAAAGACACCUACAUUCUGAACGGGCACAAAUGGUGGAUUUCAGGCUCCCUGGACCCUCGUUGCCAGCUCUGCAUCUUUAUGGGCAAGACCGACCCCAAAGCCCAGAGACACAAGCAACAAUCAAUGCUGCUGGUCCCCAUGGACACCCCUGGCAUCACGGUCGCCAGGCCGCUCAGCUUGUUCGGCUUGGAAGAUGCCCCAGCUGGCCACGGGAAGAUGACAUUUGAAUACGUCCGCGUCCCCCAGGAGAACCUCUUGCUCGGGCCCGGGCGUGGGUUUGAAAUUGCCCAGGGGAGGCUGGGCCCAGGAAGGAUACACCACUGCAUGAGGCUGAUUGGCCUGGCGGAACGAGCCCUGGCGCUCAUGAAGGAGCGGGUGACAACCCGCGUGGCCUUUGGAAAGCCGCUAGCAGAACAGGGCACCAUCAGGGCGGAUCUCGCUGAGUCCCGCAUGGAGAUCGAGCAGGCCCGGCUCCUUGUCCUCAAGGCAGCCCAUCUCAUGGACACUGUUGGAAACAAGGAAGCAGCUCUUGAGAUCGCCUUGAUUAAGGCCGUGGCUCCAAGGAUGGCGCUCCGUGUCAUUGACCGGGCUAUCCAGGCCUUUGGUGCAGCAGGACUCGGCAGUGAUCUGCCCCUGGCCCAGGCCUUUGCCUGGGCACGAGCCUUGCGCUUGGCAGACGGCCCUGACGAAGUGCACAAGGCAGCCAUCGCCAAAAUGGAGCUGACACGCUAGCAGGGCCACGACUGGGAGCUACGCAGGGCCCCAGGCGCAUGGCUGGAGCGGAUGCGCAGGCCAUGUUUGUGAGGAGCAGACAGGCCAGGCCAGUUUUCUAGCAAGGCUCAUCAGCUUCCCGAGCGCUCUUGCAAAAAUCCACUAGAGGAGCAUCUAAGAAUUAUGUGACUGCUCACCUCACCUCUUCCUGACUUGGCUGGCUACUGCUUCGGAUUUUGAGCCCUUGUCCAUCUCAGGCACGUGGCUGAUCUUUGCUUCUGUUUGGGAAGGUGGUGAGUGGAGAGAAGAUGGGGACCUUCCCACGGACUCUUGCCAAGAGACAUCUCCUUAGUCCACUGAUGGGGGGACUGUGUCUUUGGGGGUGAUUUGGUAUUUUUGAUUAUGCCCUUUGCCGAAGGGCUAAACGCAAGUGUAGAAAUCAUGAAAAAAGCCUUGUGAGAGCUUCUGUGGAACGCAGCCUUAGAAGCAGCAGCAGCAGCAAUAAAAGCAC